GAGCCAUACUCCCGUCGGGACCUAUGGUACCUAAACCGACAGGGGCCACUCCGUCCGAACCCUUGCAUCCGCCUGUCCCAGCCGAAUCUCAUCGAUCACCUCAAACGACCAAGUCUCACACCGGGAAAUCCCAAGAAGACACGCCUCUCCCAACCGAAUCUCCACAUAAACCCAGUGAAACCCCCAGUCCCCCUGUCCCAAUCCUCGAUAGACUCCCAGGACUCAAACAUCACCGAGAAUACAAGAUCGACAACACCACUGCCUCCCAGCUAUUCACCAGCUAGUCAGAGAUCUCGUUACUCCCAGCCCAAUCUUCCCACCCUCAUGAUUCCAUACAGCAAUGACAAUUCAAGGUCCAGUGCAUCGCCAGACAGGCGAUACAGAAUGUCCCAGCCAACGCUCAAUUCCAGUUUCUCUGGUUUCAAUUUCGUCGGCUCGAAAUUCUCGUACAACAGUCUACGUACGUCGGGUGAUGUCUCGAUUAAUUAUCAGGUCAAGGAGAACAGACUGUCGACGCCGAACGUUCAUUCUUACGUGGAGGGGAUGAAUGUUGGGAGGAAAUUGAGUGGUCAUCAUGGAUCACCCUCGAGAUUGGCCUUCGGGCCGGCCACCAAGAGGGAAAGACUCUCACAACCGACAUUGAUCACUGGGGAUUAUUACCCAGGAAAAGUUCACCACCAGAGGCUGUCGUAUCCCUGCCUCUCCACCUGGAACGAACGUCCGACGAAUUUGCAUUCCCCGAUAAAACAGAAACGUUUUGGCCCGUCAAAAGUAAAAGUGAGUCAACGAGAUCGACUCUCUGCCCUGGACUUUGGCUCCAAGUACAAGCCAAAGGACACAAAAAUUCGUGACCGAUUUUCGAUACCAGAGUUGGAGAGUCAGAACGAAUUGAAAUUGAUAGCUGGCACACCGAAGCAGAGGUUCAGCCUCGACAGCCAGUUGAAUCCUGAUGGUACGAGAGCAAGACGCCUGCUACCUUCGCCCAUAUCCGAGCACCAGACAAAGGACGAGAAGAGUAUUGCCCCGAGUGAUGGAUUAGAGGGGGUCAUCAUCGCCUCGACAACACCUCUCCUGCCGUCAUCCGAGAGGCAAUUUCUCGUGCCCAUAUUUAACAGUAAACCCCUGCCAGCACCACCACCUACACCAGUAGUUUCUCGAGAGAGAAUGUCAGUACCGGAGAUCAGGAACUCCAGCUUGAGGAGACUUCUGGAUCCUCCUGGCAGACAGAGACACAGUAUUUCAGCAUUUCGUCAGAGUCUCAUGAGCAUAGAGAAGAGUCCAGAGGGGAACGAGGCAAAAUCCGAGAUUAUCGAUCCACAAGAGGAGAAAAUCGAGAGGAAGAGCAUCUCCGUGGAGCCCCCAGUGCUCGAGGCCGACGAGACAAAGGUCAAACCCAUGCCUAAACACAUCCAGAAACAUUAUUCAUACACCUAUGAUACCAAGGAAGAUGCAAGACAGGUGAUUGGAAAACUCAUGGCUGGAAAACCCAGGAAAAAAUAUCUCGAGAGCAAUUUCGAUGAGAACGAGCAAGUCAUCACAACCGUUAUCGAGACUGAGAUACCCAUGAUUCUCAGUAGUCCCAAGUACAUGAAGAAGACUCAUGUUUACUCCAGCGAGCCACCCAAAUGGAUGAAGAAGUGUCUCGAGGGGGAUAAAAAAGUCGAGGAGACGUUGAAAAUUAAUCAGAAAAAUCGAACAUCCCCUGGGAAAAAGACAUCACCGGGCUCCACGUCGCCCGGAAAGAAAAUUAAAAAAGAGGGAAAAGAGGAAAAGGAUAAAAAAUACUUGUCGCAGGUUAAAGAUACGACGAUUCGAAUGAAAUCGACGAGAAAUCUUGGGGAAAAUAAAUACGAAGUCGCUGUUAGUUCUAAUAUAUCUGAAACUGAUAUCUGCAGGCUUUAUGGUAUUGAGUGUGAGUCUGAGAGUGAAGAUUCAACGUCUGUUUAAAUUAAUUUUAUUAGGUUUUAC
This is a messenger RNA of Fopius arisanus, 1968 nucleotides long. RefSeq lists its product as uncharacterized. Lineage: Eukaryota; Metazoa; Arthropoda; Insecta; Hymenoptera; Braconidae. The record is from RefSeq and is a predicted model, not a curated record. The transcript is spliced from 2 exons. The coding region runs from base 325 to 1947 and encodes 540 amino acids.